Cuscuta epithymum is the source of this 1690-nucleotide messenger RNA. Lineage: Eukaryota; Viridiplantae; Streptophyta; Magnoliopsida; Solanales; Convolvulaceae. The record is from the annotation of a GenBank genome assembly.
AUCUAUCUGAUAUUCUUCUAGAUUCUAAUAAAAUAUGAGGGGGAUGUCAUCUUGUGCGGCGCGAGGGAGACCCCCGAUUCGAGGAUUUCCAUAGGAUCGAAGGAAGAGACACCGGAGCUGGGGCUUUACUUAUCACUUCAGACAUCCCGCUGAGCGAUGGAUCCUGAAACACGGUGGAUUUGAGCGCACUUACAAGGUCCGACGACCAUGGCAGCCUGACUUCGGCGACAAGGCUUACUCCGGUAGAAGAUGGGCAGGCUACAGGGAUGCAACUGUUGGAGCGCGCUAUUGGAGUUCGCGACCAGACCCAGGCCAAUCCCGGAAAUCAGACCAAAGGAGGUCACGUCCAGAUCGAUUGCAGCAGUUCUGCAGGUCUUCCAACCUUGGACAGGGGAGAUAUGGUGUUCUUCAAAGCGGGAGAAAAGCUGAAUCGGGGCAUCUAACAGGUUUGAUAGCUCCCUGGCAUCAGAAAUUUGGAACUGCAGAAGAUGAAUUUGACUUCACCAUUGAGAGUAAAUUUUUUCAAAUUAAAAUUAUGGAUUGUAGCUUGGUUCGCAUCUCUGAAACUAAGUGUGGAAUUACAUCUGUUUUGAAUUUUGAUAUUGCGGGAGUUAAUUGGCUAAAGGAGUCUAUACUCAAGAUUUUUUCUGAUAGGAGGGUUGGUACUAGAUUUGAGCUCAACAAAUCCCUUAUCGUUUUGUAUGAUGCUAAUUUGUUUGGGGGGUUUAUCCGAAUAGUUGAGAAGGGAGGUGAUUCUUUAUUUAUUCCUGAGGGGCGGAAUGGUCAUGGGAUCAAUUUUUUCCUUAAAGGGAUUACACGAGCUAUUAUGUUGAUGAAUGCAACCACUUCCAGAAAAGUGGCAACCGAAGAAGAUUCAAGUGAAGUUCUGUUAAUUACAACGGGUUCUAAAAGUGAUUUAGAUCUUCUACCUUUUAAUGAGGAUUAUGCGCACUCAUGUGAAACUACGAUUUCCAUUUCUGGUGUACUACUCCAGGCCGAUAUUGAGCAUCUUGAUUCGUUUGAUCAGUCUUUGGGUAUGGUUUCAUUUGAUGAUGUGCACAGCAUAAAACGGAAACAUGAGUCUGAUGAAUUCGCAAAUCUUAAAGAUUUCUUUCAGGAUGCUUUGACAAAUGGGGUGAAUUCUCUUUCUCAGUUUCUACUUCAUGAAUUUCAGAGGGUCCUUGCAUCUUCUUUAGGUAAUCUUACUUUGACACCCACAAAUGAAGGUGAUACGAAUCAGACAGGUGUUUUAGAGUCGGGAGACGAUAUUAGGAGUAGACAUGCUCAUUCUGGAUGGGAUUUUCCAGAUCUUACGACCCCUCUUGCUUGUGAGGGGUUUUAUGAUAUUCCAGACUUUACAUCUUUGGGGGAUGAAUUUAUUGGACACGUCUCAGAAAAUGAGAAGAGGGUUCCUAUCUCAACGGAGGAAGAUCUUUGGGAUUCAGAUACUAAUGAUGUUAUUUGAGAAAAGGCUUUGUUGGUCACACGAGAAAAUUGUUUGCCUACUCAAAAUCUGAACACACAAAAGGGAAUAUACAAAAAGAAGAAUCAACGAUCACAUCUUAUGAGAACUAGGUCUCAAACACGAGUGGAGCUUUGAAGAUUUGAUUGAAGAAUUAACUGAGGGUCUAUGUUUCGUUUUGGGGAGGUUUUAUCGUUAUUCUUUGGGUUGGGUUUUAUAGCUAUUAGU